Molecule: messenger RNA, 2671 nt
Organism: Penaeus vannamei (Pacific white shrimp)
Lineage: Eukaryota; Metazoa; Arthropoda; Malacostraca; Decapoda; Penaeidae
Product: progranulin
Cellular component (GO): extracellular region
Source: RefSeq, a predicted model, not a curated record
UUCCAUACAUGUUUCACAGUAAAAGAAAAAAAAAUAGUCUAGGCUCGUAUGAGGAGGAGGAGGACUCGGCAGAUCAGCUGAUGUACUUCAGAGGAGGAGACAAUCAGCGUUAUAUUUCACCGUCGGGAGGCUUUGACAGUGGAGUAUUAGGGAGAUCUACACAACAAUAAUGAUUCGCCUGGUGGUAGUGUCAGGUUUAUUGUGCCUCUUUUCUGCAUCUGUGCAAGGAACUGACUGCCCUGGAGGACUUGUAAGAUGUCCUAGUUUCAUGACCUGUUGUGAACUUGCUAAUAAGGAGUAUGGCUGUUGCCCCUUCCCAAAUGCCAUGUGCUGUAAAGACCAUGUCCACUGCUGCCCGGAGAACAUGCAGUGCGAUGUAGCCCAACAGACCUGCAGGAAGAAUGGGUCGCCACUGCAGUUCUACUGGAGAGUCCCCAUCCAGCCUGAGCUCAUCGAGUCCAAUGUGGAACUGCUAAAGGAAACGGUUCCCGAGGAGAGCAAUCGUCUGCGUGAAGUUAGAGGUGACAGCUGUCCUGAUGGUCACCCUUGUCCAAGCAUCUACACAUGUUGCAAAAUGUACAAAGGUGGAUUUGGUUGCUGUCCCUUUGAAAAUGCCCAGUGUUGCUCUGAUGGAUUUCACUGCUGCCCUGUUGGAAGCCAGUGCAACGCCACCACGGGAGGAUGCGAUCACAAAACCCACAAGUUCACCCUGGACCCCUACCCUCUCCCUGUUAAGAAAGCGACUGAGAAACCAAGAGCAGGAUUUGGAUCACAGCCUCUUCGCAGUGGAAUCGCAGAUCCAGGUGGCAAGUGUCCUGAUGGCCACCCUUGUCCUGAGAAGUUCACCUGUUGCAAAGUGCCGGACCAAGGCUAUGGCUGCUGCCCUUACUCAGAAGCUGUGUGCUGCACAGACUACAUUCACUGCUGUCCGAAGGGUACCAACUGCAAUACAACCCUUGGCACUUGUGAUGUGGAGAAGAGGAAGUCCCUUUCAGUUCCAGCAUUCUCACUGGUAACAAAACAACUGGCUCAUGUUCCUCAUAUUCCCAAGAAAGAGGAGGUGCAGAAAACAGCAUCGAAUGUCUCGUCUGUUGUGUGUCCUGACGAGCAGUACCUGUGCCCUGAUGGAAACACCUGUUGCCAGCUACAGUCUGGAGCUUAUGGAUGCUGCCCUAUGGAUCAUGCAACAUGCUGCAGUGACCAUAUGAAUUGUUGUCCCCAUGGUUAUAGAUGUUUUGCUGGUGGCUGUGAGUUGAACCCAGCCCAAGAUGAUGCUCCCUUAAUUCGGAAAAUCUCCCCUGCUAAGAAGACUGCAAAGAAAGAACCACAGCAGACAGAUGAUGAUUUACAAAUUGUAAUCUGUCCAGACAAGCUCUCAGUUUGCCCUGAUGAGAACACCUGCUGUGAUAUUGGCGGUGGUUUUUAUGGAUGUUGCCCAAUGCCAAAGGCAACAUGUUGUGAGGAUAAGGCUCACUGCUGUCCUCAUGGUUACCACUGUUCUUCUGCGGGUUGUGAGAAAGCCUCGGAAAAUAGUCUGCAGCUGGUCCAUCUUCAUUUCACAAAUAUCUCGGAGACCAUAGGAGAAGUAAAGAGCUACAAAGAACCAGAGAAUGAUGUCAUCUGUCCUGACAAGGAGUACAGCUGCCCUGAUGGAAAUACUUGCUGCAGUGUUGGUGGCGGAGAGUACGGAUGCUGUCCAAUGCCCAAGGCAACUUGCUGCAGUGACCAAGAGCACUGUUGUCCUCAUGGCUACACUUGCAAAGAUGGAGGGUGUGAGAGGGAACCAGGGUUACCUUUCGCCCUACCAGCAUUCACCCCAAAGCUGUUUCUGAAGAAAGAAAAACAAGAAAAUGAGAGAGACUAUCCGCAAGUGAUGCUGUUGCCAUAAAGAAAACAUUGUCUAUUUUCCUCUCUUCAUUUUCCUGUCUUCCUUUACGGAGGUAAAGGAGUAGAUUAUUCUAUCAGAUUUUGUGACCAUAGUUCAGAAGAUACACACAAUGCUCAGUAGAUAUUUAACAAUCAGCAUUCAUGAUAUUUAACUUAGUCACCAUUAUGUACUGUCCUUUUUACUUUCUCCUCAUGGGCAUAGAAUUAUGUUGAGUACAUUUAUGUGUUUUUUCACAAAGAUAGAACAGGUAAUCAUUCCUGUAGUUAUCUGUGAUGUAUAAUUUUAUACAGUUUAGCUAGUAGUGUGGAAUGGUGGAGGGAUGCUGUAUUUCCAGCUAUAAAGUGAAAAGGUUUUACUUUAUUGCCCUCACUUGAUUUUUGAGAUUAUAAAAGAAUUUGUAUAUGUUUUCUUAAACUUUUCAAACCUGUCUCAGUCAGGUGAAGAAUUUAGGUGUAAAGCUUUUUUUUUACAAUGGGCAUUAUGUAAUAAGAUUUAUAUUUGAAUAAAAAAAAAUUUGUUAAAAGAUAAAGAUUGUGAAUAUGAAAUGGAUGUUUUAUACUUUAUGAAUUUUGAAUUAUGCUUAAGAUAUUUUGGGGGAUGUUUUUUUUUUUUUUUUUUUCAUGAUAAUUAUGAUACGGAGAAUUUAGAAGUGUAGUAGAUAUUGUAUAGGAAAUGUUUUUUCCAGAAUUAUGGUAUUGACGUAUAAGUUAAAUACUUGAACGAUAACAUUUUUGGUUUUUACUGUUCAUAUUUUUACACUUAAAUAAAAUUAUUGUUGGAAUA